Molecule: messenger RNA, 23708 nt
Organism: Xyrichtys novacula (pearly razorfish)
Lineage: Eukaryota; Metazoa; Chordata; Actinopteri; Labriformes; Labridae
Source: the annotation of a GenBank genome assembly
GUGUGCGCGCCUGGCGGUGGCACCGUGAACGCGCAGAGGCUGUAGUGGGAGGGACUCCGCUCUGCCCGGAUUGACAGCUCGCUCCCUCCUGGUGUAGCCGUUAGCCCCGCUCCGUGACUCCACUACCGGCUGUUUGAAUGGUCUAACGGCGGAAAGCGGAGAGCAGAAACUGGGAUGAGAGUGUUAUAAAGAAGAAAAUCCAAGAAGAAAUCCAGAAGAAAUCCGCGGUUUUCCCGGAGUUUUAAUAAAAAGGUAAGAAACACUGAGAGUUAGCUCGAGGCUAACGUUAGUCAGCUUUACUGUCCUUGGAUUAGUUAGCGAGCUAAGAGCUAACUGUCUGAUUCAAACCAGGCUAGGCUAAACCAACAUGGAUGCUCCCUCUGUGUGUGUGUGUGUGUGUGUGUGUGUGUGUGUGUGUGUGUGUGUGUGUGUGUGUGUUUGAUGCCUGGAGAUUAUCCGCUUUAACCACGGUUUGAUUCCCCGAGCCGACCCGGUAUUUUCUAGUUCGGUUUCCAGUCACGAACCAGGAGCCCAGCAGACGUCUGAAGCUCAUCCUGCGGUCUUAUUAUCGAUUAUACUGAUUAUUACUAUCUCUCUGUCUCUAAAUGACAGAUUUACCAGGUGACAGAGUGAGGAAACCUCGCAGGAUAAAUCCGGAUUUACAGUUUGAAUGGUCAAGUGUUUGUGUUUCUCUCCUCUCUUUGUAACUUCCCAACAAACUUGAUUGAUUGAUAGCUCGUCGUCUGCAGGUUAUUUUGGAUCAAUAGCCAAGAGGUCUGAAUUAUUUCCAUUGUAUGUGGAGCUGUGUCUAUUGCUGGUGUAAUCUGAAAUAGCCGGAGAAGAGCCUCUGCUGUUUCUGUCCUCAUGCGAUAGAGAGGCAGGUGUUACAGGCAGACUGACUCUGUGUGUUUGAGAGAAAGAGAGUGAAUACAUGAAUAUAACAGGAGGUUUCAUUAACUGAAGUACACACUGGGAGGUUUGGUUAGAAUCAAGUAGGGCUGGGCGAUAUAGGAAAAAGUUUUUAUUUUUCAUAUCAGUCGAUUUGAGCUGGGGCGAUUUGUUGACAUAUUCCACUACAAAAAUUCGUUGACGCAAAAACCUGUGUCGACACGUCACAUGAUGGCGUGGAAAAUGGUUACUUCAGGUAACGGUGGACGACUGGACCCACCUAACAGAGUCGAUUUCAAACCUACUUUAUGAUGAUCUCUGAGCAGCUCCUCCUGUGUUCUUCCUCGCUUCCUCGUUCAUAUUUGUAGCCUUUUCUGUGGCGUGGCGCUGCUUCAGGUGGUGAAAAAGAUUGGAGGUAUUCCCCGACUUUGUGAGAACAUGUACUCAACAUAAUUUACAGUACACAUUACUCUGCUUCAUGACCGACCUCAAAAAACCACCACCAACAGUGCUGUCGGCUUCACCUGUUAAAGUGCUAUGGUUGGGUAUGGUAGAGAAACUCCCCUUUUCAUUGUCUAUUUGUAUAGUCUACCAAAACAUGGCAGAAUGUCGACUAUCGAAAAGGAAAUUGACCAUGUUUUAUUUUGAUAUUGAGGGAAAGUAAUUGUCUGUAUAUAUCAAGCAGUUAUUACGGUCACAGAACCAUGUCCUGAUACAGAACCACUUGGCAAACCUGGACUAGAUUAUCUUGGAGGGCCUAUCAGAGAUUUCAGGGUUUAUGCACUGUCUUCUGUUAUAGUGAGUCUAAUAAUUACAAAAGACCCACAUGGGAUGAAUAAAGAGUAUAUGCUGCUGCUGUUGAGAUCUCCAGAAAAGGUAUCAUCAAUAAAUAGUAUAAUGGCUUUUCUCGCCUUUUUAGAUUGAAGUUUGAUCAGCAGUGCAUCUCCAGACAUGAAGGCAGACAGCUCAGUGUUUUAAAAGCCACAUCGGUUCAUCCUCAGGCCACACUGAACUCAGGGAGUGGCUGAUCACUUAUGGUGUAGUUCAAUGUUUCAUGUCUUUUAAUCGUUUUUAGACCCCCCUGAGCGCCUCUUUACAAAUCUGCAUCAGCUCUUAACAUCACGUCAUCUCUCUGACUCAGCGGGGGUCUUCUGGUAGUGUUGGAUGAUGUCAGCAGGAUGAUGAUGUCUGGCGUGAGCGGUCAUCAGUGAGUCAGAUAAGAGGCAGCAGUCACAUUAAAUCAGGUUACACCUCCAGAACAGAGCAGCAGCAGUAGGUCAGAGGAGAGAUUAUCACUGCUGACACUCUGCAGGAUAUAAAUGUGGUUUAUAUAUAACUAAUUUAUGACCAUUUUUUCUCCGUGUCGGCGAGGAUCGCCCGGUUUGCACCAUGUGAAUGUGAAUAUAAAUGACUGAAAUGUUUGACUCUUUGGAUAAAAACACAGAACUCCACAGUGCGACUGUUUCACUCACAUUUGCAACUAAAACAGAUGUGUGCAAAUUGUAAAAUGUAUUGAGGGUCACAUGUGCGUUUACAAAAAUUAGCAGAGGCAACAAAUGUUUUUUCACGCGGUGAAGUUAGUUUUAGGUUGGAUAUAUUUUCCUGUAAAUACGGUGGUGAAGUUAGUUUUAGGUUGGAUAUCUGACGGAUAUUCACUGAGGAUCUACCGGUGUCUUCUUUACUCUCUGGUCGGGCCCUAAUGUCAUGUGACCAAUUGGCCUAAAAUUGAUUUUAAAUAGUAGUAGUUAAGUCGACCAAUAAGACACACCUCUUUACUUCCCUAAUUUGUCCUCAUAAGAUUUUUGUGUUAAAUUUGAAGGCAAAUUUUGAACAUUUUCUACAAUAGCCCUGAUGUCAUGUGACCAAUUGACCCAAAAUUGAUUUAAAAUAAUAGUACUGAUAUCGACCAAUAAGACACACACACCUUACUUUUUCAGCGUAGGUGUCAAGCCCUGAAUCACCCGUUAAACUCCUGUAGAAUUAGAGCGAAGCCCGCCAGUUUUCAGGUUAUACAGGAAACACAAACUAUCCUGUUUGAAAGUGUCGAGAUCCAGCUCCGAUCAAGAGAUUUACAGCUUCAGCUCUUUAAAGUGUAAAUAUUUCCAUAAAGCUAGAUUAAAUUUUGUUUAUUACUGUUCGAUGCAUUUUUCCAUUUGUUCUCCUCUGAAGGAUUUCAACCCCCAACCCGCCCUAAAAAGGAGCAGAUUCAUGUUUUCAUAUAAAUCCCUUCUGUGCGGAUCCUAAACUGGAGUAUUAGCUGUGCUGAAGUGUUUCCUGUCAGAGUGUCUCUUCCAUGACCCUUGAAAACCUAAAAUUAUCCCCCAGCUGGGAUCCCUACUUUGGCUCUCUGGUAUUUGGUUCUGAUAUUUGUAUCCUCUCAGUGUGACCCGGUUCGUGUUCAGUCUCUGACAUUAGAAUCAAAAGAGUUGAUGUCGACAGCAGGAACUGAGCUCUACAGAACCACUCCAUUCAUGAAUGAUUGAACCUCAUUUUCCGACCCGAUGAAUGAGUGACAGACCCGCCCAGUUCAGAGUAUUUUUAUCCUUUUAUUCUGUACGGUUAUUCCAACUGAAUUUACGCCGCCUGACUUCAAAAAGAGAGAGGGUCUUGGCUGUUGCUGUCAGCUGUCAUGUGGGUCUCACUUCCUUGCGUACACAUAUAGAAGGUUAAAGGUGUAAAAACAAGACGUCUUACACUCGAUAACUUUGUUGUGCACAAAAGAAAGACGUCUUAACAGAGGUGCACCAUACUUUUCUGCACAUUUGUGAAAACCUGCAUUUGAAUAGGAUUAAGUUUUUUUUUUGCACAGAUUUCUUAAAUACAAAAAGGUCACGAGUCACGAGUAAAUCAUUGCACAGCUUAAAAACCUGGGUGGUAAAAGACAGACGAAUCAGAUCUGAGGUUAAAACGUCAAGAGAGAAUUUCUACAAACUUCGAACAGAGUUUCUCAAUUUAUCAUCAGCUUUUUACAACUUUUUUCAAAUAAACCAGAGCAUUUUGAAUCAGAUAAUCAUAUUUAAAUAUAUUAAAUAAUCAUGUUAUCAGAUUUAGUGAAUGACUUGGUAUCAGCUUCUCAAAUGAAAACAAUCGCAGCUUUAAAUCAGAGUGAAAUAACAAGUCCUGUAUUUCAGAUCUUGUUUAAGUUAAGGUCCUUUCACACCGGGACCGUUUUUGUCGUGCGAUUAUUUCAGACAUCAAUAUUUUUUUUGAACCCGUAUCCUGUCAAUACAAGCGUUCACAUCAGUGACGUUUUCCCGUCCUGCGAUAUUGCGGCAUUGUGGUCGUUUUUUCUAAAGUUUCGCAGACUGUGUGUCCACUUCCGACCAAUCAGAUUUCGUGUUGUUGCGACGAUCUGAAACAUUAUAAAGAUAAUGACCUGAAGGACAACAUAUCUUUGGAUUUCUCAUAUGACAAUGGUUUAUGUGCUUUAACAGUUUGAUAAACGUCUUUGUUUGAACUUUCAUCUGUGCUAAUGUAAGAUAACGGUUGUUAUCAGAGUUUCAUGUGUUUAUCUUGUCGCCUCUGAUUGGCUAUAAGUGCUGACGGUUUGGCUUGAGCGUGUGAUGACGUCUUUGUGAACUCGCAAAAUCGCAUCGGGCUUGAUAUGUAAGGUCAGGCGCGUCAGAAUUCGGCUCAGAAUAUUUCAUAAUUUCACGUUCUAUACUCGCCCCGGUGUGUACGGGGUUUUAAACUACAGGAUUGUUGUCCUCUCUAAAGUUUAAUUUAAUCAGAUUUAAACAGUAAAAUGCAGAAAAACUGGAUUAUUUUUGAUUAAAGAUUUACUAAACAAGAAAAGGUUUGACCCGCCGAGGCCGAGAACAGAGCUGUGGACACUUUUACUCCGUCGGUGUGAAAUAGUUUUACUGUAUUUGGUUCUGAGGAUUCCUGAGUGUUGAGUUUAUGAGGGUCAAAGGUCGUCCUCUCUGUUAGUGUAAAUUGAGUUCGUUCAGAGUCAUGAGUCGCUCCACCUGCUGUUUUCUCCAUGUGUAACUGCUGGACUUCUCUUACAGCAGGAGACUCAGGAAAAGCACAUUUUAACUCUGACUGUAAAUAAUGAGGAAAUGGCGCCCGGUCUAACCUCAUGUCAUGAGUCUUGUCAUGAGGACGUCCCAGGUCCUGUGAUAACGGGUCACAUGGUUCCUGUCAGAUACUCACCUUCACUUUCCUUUUCCCUUCAGUCGUCAGGCUCUGGCUCUGCCUCCCCCUCCCCUCUGAGCUGCUCCCUCCUCUGUCUGUCAGUCCAUCUGUGUCCCCCCCUCCCCUCCAUCUUCAUCAUCAAUCUCGCUGUUCUUCUCCAUCGUCCUCCUCCCUCUGUUGUUUGACAGUGCUUUAGUCCUGGUGGAUCCUGAAUGAAAAGUGUGAUUCUCACUGCAAACCUGUUAAUGAUGUUCAGAGAGACUUUGUGAUUUUAUCAAGAUUAAAAUAGAGCAGCAGGAUUUAUGCGGCGCUGCUGCUGCUGCUGUCACACCUGAGCUGACUGAGCGCGCUCACUGAGCUGUGAGGCGUGCUGAGGAACUAUCUGCUGCUAGAGAAACAUUUGAUGUGACAAUCACAGCACCAACCUCCUGAAAUAUCACGUUUAACUGUGGAUUAGACAUAAAAAACACACACACCAAACCUCAGCGUGAAUGACUCCCAUCUAGAAAAUAAAUCUACUUUGAAGAGUCUGACCAUAUAAUAAGUUUUCCUAUUAUGAACUCUACUAAACAUUUAAAUCUGCAACUUCGAGCCAGUUUCACUAUCGAUCAUUUAGCAGAACAUUUUCAUGAGUAAAAUCUACACCCUGGGUCAGAUUUAAGUCUAAAUUCAACUUUUUUUGUUCUUUAUUUACUUGUUUUUUAUUUGUUGAUGGUAAAGUCUGAAUUUCUGAGAUUUUUUAUGAACUAAAAUUAAAGCAAAGACUGGCAGCAACUUUUUUACGUGUGCCAUUUUCGCUCAGUUGGUGGCGUGGGCGCUUCAUGGAUGUCGGCGUAAGAUCCGAUCCUGGUCCUGAUAUGAUUUAGUGAGGUUUAAACCUCAUCCUAUGAAAUUAAAGGGAUAUUCCGGCAUAAAAUCAAGUUAAGGUCGCUCUAUAGGUGGCGUUUUAGUUGAGUGUGCCAUAAUAUCCCUUUAAGGCUGAAAAAAAAACUUUAAAAAAUGAUUGAAAAAUUUUAGUUUAAAGGUCAAAGUCACUGCAGCUCUAAAACGUCUCCACAGUGAAAUCUUCCUCUUCAGGGUCCAAGUCAUUACUGUGAUGCACUCUCCUGCACUGUUAGCAUGAGUGUGUCCAUAAAGAAGCUCGUACAGACAGACAGCUGAUCAGACAUUCACUAAUGAAUUGGAUCGUUCUUUUAGCAUCACAGCGUCUUUAAACCGAGGCGUAGAAAAUAAAAGCAGAAACUGAAGAGCUGAGGGAGAGACGUGGAAGUGGGCGUGAGUUUAAUCUGACAGAAAUACCUUUUCUUUUUUUUCCCCAUUUAUCUCAGACAUGUAAUCUUUUUCACGUACCUUGACAUGUCUCGGCGGAAACUUUCGCCCUCCGCAGAGGAAAUAUGUCAAGGUAUGUGAAAACGAGUACAUCUGAAAAAAAUUCAAAGAAACUGAAGAUUUAAUGAACGUCAUUCAACAUUGAUAGAAAUACCUUUUCCCCCCACAGUGGGCCCUUUGUGCUCAGCUUAAUGUAGUUUCUCUGAAAUCACUAAAGAAGUUAUAGAUGUUGUUAAACUCGUGCAGAUAUCUACCUACAAACAAACGCUGACUCUUCAAAGGUAGCAUCAUUCUCUAUUCCAGCGUAAAAUUAAUUUAGGGUCAAACCCACCGUAACACCGAGUUAGACCCCCCCCUCCAGAGAUGAAUGUUGCCGACCGCUUGCUUCUCUAGUUAUACCAACUUUAGUAACGACCACAGGAUAGUAAUACAGAGAGCCACGCCCCCAACCAAAACGCCACUCUAUAGCCACAAAUAAUGCUCAGAACAGCACCUAACUUCAUCAACAGGACAUAUAGGGUCACAGACAUAGAACUAGACACCAAACAUCUUUUUAACUUUGACUCAUUUCUUUAGCAAAGAGACUAAACACAACUCACCUACUCUCUUCCAGCAGACGCUUGUUUGAAGUGAGACCUCAGGCCAGUCCAUUACAGACUACAGCGGGGUGCCGCAGCUCAAGGAAGAACAUUUAUGAUCACUUCUUUAUCAUUUCCUUGAAGUAAUAAUCUCCAUAUUAAUCAUUUUACAGACGCGGUAGUUCUUCUGCCUUAGCGUCUCGGUCUGAUUGUAUUUCCAUGAAGAAAUGAUCAUAAAUGUUCUUCCUUGAGCUGUGGCACCCCGCUGUAGCCUGUAAUGGACUGGCCUGAGGUCUCACUACAAACAAGCGGCUGCUGGAGGAGAGUAGGUGAGUUGUGUUUAGGGGGUGUUUAACUCGGUGUUACGGUGUGUUUGACCCUAAAUUAAUUUUACGCCGGAAUAUCCCUUUACUAGGUUAACAAGGGGGUUAGUUUUUCCUCUGGUUCCACUGAUAGGAGCCAAGAGGAUUUUUGGUCAUCACUAAAAAAUCUCAAAAGUUCGGACCUGUAACCUGUUUUUGGACGGAACCACCUUCAUAUUUCAGCGAGACGACACCAAACAAAGAUCUGCAGAUAUCCUCCAACAGCAUGGCUCUGUAGUAGAAGAGUCCAGGUCGAGUAAUUAUUGGGUUUAAAUGAUAUUUCUGAACCAUCAGUUUAUGUUUUUAUCAACACUUUUUCUUGUUUGUUCUUAAAAACGUCUCUGCUCUCUUCAAAGUUGGAAAGCUUGAGUCAGACCACGAAACUCAGUAAAUACAGAUUAAUGUGAAGUGGCCGACAGUCUCUACAGUCUAUUACAGCGAUCGCUUUAAUCAGGCUUUAUAAUUAUGUGAGGAAUUAACCGUUGGAAAAUCUUUUAAGCUCGUGUUUAGGCAUCUCAUUAAAAAUCCGUUUAAAAAUCAUUUACCGACUAAUUAGGAAUAAUCGUCCAGCGGUGGUUUUCAGGAGAUUAUUCGAACUGUUGAUAUUUCUGUGUUCGCUGCUCUUUCUCGUCUCUGGCUUCAGCCGACGUUCCCGAUACAAAAGGGAAGAAAAACCUUUGUUUGAUUUUCUCACUUCUUCUUCCAAUCCAAACAGCAGGAAACAAGCGGCUGCUGGUUUAGAUGUUUUUGAAACAGCUCAGGAGACUUUUUAAUGUCAUUGUUCGGUAAAAGAAGAAAACAAACUGAGGAAAUUUAAAAAAAAAAACUGUUUUUAUAUGAUUCAACCGUGAGCUGAGUUUUGAGUGAAUACAGACAGAGAGAGAGAGAGUUUGUAAGUUUCCUGUUUCCAUGUGUGUAGCAGCUGUGUUUACCAUAUAUAAAGGCCUCAUUACAAUCUAUUGAUUCAGAAGCGGGGCCACAUGUGUGUGUGUUUGUGUUUGUAACCUGAUCUGAAUGAAUGAAUGAGGAGACACACACUUUACAAUCAACAAUCACGCCAUCUUUUUAUUCCUCUGUUCACCUCUGGAUUUUGUUUUUCAUUUUACUCUGAUGAUAAUUAGGCAGCGAUGAGCGUUAAUAUCAGAUCAUUUAAGUUUGAUUUUAAUUCAACUUACUUUGACUUAAACAUGUUUUUUUAUGGACCAGAAGUCAAAGCGUGCUCUCUGAGCGUCCUGAAGCCACAGUCCUCGUCAGAGCGGUUGCUGGUUUGACUCCUGGCCGUGACCCUUAGCUCCGUGUCAUCCUCUGCUCUCUGCUUCCCAUCUCUCUGUCUCUCUUCAGCUGUUUUGCCUGAUUAAAAAUAACAAAAAUAACAUUAAAAAAUGUAGUUUUUUCAAACAGCCGUGCAGCCAAAAAAAUUCAUAACAACCCAAGAUCACAGAAAGAAAAAACAUCUUAAUGCGCCUUUGGGUGGAGAGUCUAACCCCCAAUUUCCACCGCAUCCGGAACGUCUACUAAAAGGUCGUCUCCUCCGAUCGUAGCUGAUCGUAACCAUUCAAGUUAACGUGUCAAUUUCCACCGACUUCUUUCCGUUCCUCUGAGGAUCGCGGGACUCCACAGCUGAUCACAAAAAUUUGACAUUCCACAUUUCAACUGUUGUCAGAAUGUGGUUUGGGGUCAUUUGAAGGUCUUCCCUGAAAAAUUCUUUGUCUGGAUGGACGCAGAUGUUGCUCCUAAACCUGGAGAUAUUGUCUAAAACUGAGGAUGCAGCAUCUAUGAUUUCCAACUCUUUGUUGAAAGGACAGUUGGACUUACUUGGGACGUUUGCAUCUUAUCAGGAUACCUUCUGGACGCCUUGCUUGCGAGGUGUUCAGGACAGGUCCCACCAGUAGGAGACCACUAAGAAGACCCAGGACACACUGGAGGGACUUUGUCUAUGACUAUGUCUCACCUGGCUUGGGAACUCCUCAGGGUCUCCUGAGGAGAGGGAAGUCUGGGCUUCCCUGCUUAGACUGCUGCCCUCACGACUCGUCUCCGGAUGGUGCGUCACAGUCUUCCUGACACCUCUACCGCCUCUCUCAGGCCUUCAGUCUUCUCUUAUUAUCACUAACCAGCUGAUCUGAGGCCUGUGAGUAAACGGAGAACUCGUACUCUGAGAUGUUAAACUCCAUCAUGAGAGCCGUGUUGAUAAUAGCAGACGAGAGUCGUGGUCAAACUCCCCACAGACCACUGAGAGAUUAAUAACUGAGCGGUGAGGAUCUGUGUUAUCGUCGGUGUUGAAGGACCAGCUGCUCAGUCUUCCUCCAUAAAACCGUCUCAUGAAGCGUUUUCUAAAACGUGCUUCUCUAUAUUUAACUGUGUAGCAGGAACUUUCCUCUGUUCUCCAGGGGCUACUAGAAAACUGAAUAAUUGAGAAGUGUGUGCGACAAUUCAUGGAAUGCAGCGAUUGAAUUAUUAAUGGUAACUGUGUUAUACUAAAGCCCUGUGAAAGGGGCGAAACCAGGUAAAAUCUGCUGGAGGAACUUAAGAAAUUCAAGAGAAGGUGAAGAUGAAGGAAGAGAGGGAAGAGAGUGAAACUCAAAGAGAGAGUAAGUGUUAUCUCAAAGCAAAGGAGGAGGGAUCGCUGAGCUGACACGCUGACGAAGGAGUGAUGACGAAGGUGUGGAGGAGAGAAAGGAAGGAGGAGGAAGAUGGUGUAGAUAAAGAGAGAGGCAGCAGCUGUUUUCUUUAGUUUUAUGUCAGAGUCCAAGAAAAGAAACAGAAAAUGGAAAAGGUCUCGGUGCAUUUCUGAAAAAAAGUCAAAUAUUUACAUCAAAGCAACUCCCCUUUUGGUAAAGUCUACCUAAACAUGGCAGGAUACCGGCUAUCGAAGAGCAUAUUGACCAUGUUUUAUAUCGAUAUCGAGGGAAACGAAUUUUUGAUAAAUAUCGUUAUUGUUUUAUCGCCCUGCUCUGAAAUAAAGGAGCUGUGCCGUUAGUGGACAUUGGCCCUUAAAUUUGGGGUCAAAUUAUUACAUCAUUAAAUGGUAAUGACAUGAUUUCAUAUUCAUGAGUUUAUCUAGUUAAUAAUUACAGCUGCAUAAAUGAGAUGAACAGGUUAGUAAACUAAAGUCACUGACUGCUCCAUUCAUUCACUCCAGCUCCUCUUUGUCCGCGCUCCUCUGGAUAACAUGACGGUGAACUUGUUAUCUGUGAGUCAAACAAAGGAAGUAAAGAGGACUCUUAGAGAAAACUCCACUGUGACCGAGGUCUCAGAAAUCCUCAGACUGAGUCUGCUUUGUUGUCUGACUCUCCGGGCUUUAAAAUAAGCGCCGACUGUGACUCCGACACUUUCAAGUGGGAUAAAAAAAAGAUUAAAUCUCUUUCACCUUUACUCCAGAUUUUUUUUUCUUUAUUAAGUCCUCAUUGAGUUUUUACUUUAUUCAGCCAGACUCAGACGAGACAAGGUCUGAAUAAAAUCCUGAUUUUAAAACCCUGUUACAGAACUUAAAGGAGAACGUUAAGGCCUGAGUGAGUCCUGCAGUAGUUUGCUGAUAUAAGUUGUAGUGUGGGGGUUUGUAGACCAUAGAUGUAGACCAGGUCUGCUGUAUCAGACCUGCUGACCCUGCAGGUGUUCACCAAAUCUAACUACCAGUAAAGAAGUCGAGUUCAGACUGUAGACGUGAGCUACAACCCACGAGUCAAAUGAACUACACCCCUGAUUAUGCAAACGUAUGCAACAGUUUAGCCCGUGUGUGUUGGAGAAAGGUAACCAUGGCAACCAAGAGCUCGUUAUAUUCAAGGUGAUGCUGAUUAAUGUUUUCUUUUUUAACCAGACUGUAGAAAUGUGUAACCUCGCUCCAAACGUGCAUUAGAAGGUGGGGUUGGUAGGAUUCUGAAUUUAAUUGGAACGAUACGAGCGAGCAGGAGCGUCUGUUUGUGGGCGGGGCUUGUGGAGCAGAGAGGAAGGGGAUAGGAGGAGCUGAGGGGAAAACUGGUUGGGAGGGGUAGAGUUUAUAUUCAAGAUUUCUUCCUCAGAUCCUGACUACCCCACCUUUAAGAUGAGAUCCAAUGAGGAUUCUUCAUCUUUUAAAGACUGCCCCUAGUGGACAUUUAGGGAGCUGCUGUGUCAAGCUAACCCAGUAUUGUGUUGGUGUUGUAUUACCCUUUGUGGGGUCAGUUUUCAACCUCUAUUUUUGGAUCCAAAAAGAGAUAAAAAACAGCAGCAUAAUUAAACUAUUACAAUAUUUUCUGUUAAUGAAAUAAGGAAGAAAAAAAGAGCCAAAUGUUGAAUAUAAAAAAAUCUACAUUUCAGUGUAAAUGAAUCUACUUUAUUUGAGCAGGUGUCAACAUCAAGAUGAGAAGAGUUUCUUCUUUCUGCACUUACUUUAGUAAAAACACUGUAUGUUUGUGUGUGUGAGAUAGAGAGAGAGAGAGAGGGAGUGGAUUUAUGUUUAUAGACCACAGCUGGUAGCUGGUGUUGGCAAUAAUACUGACUAAUGAUCUGUGUCUUUCCUGCCAGACUGGAAUCUGUUUGGAAUAAAUGAACGCCGAUUCUUGUUGUGUAAAAAAAGCUGAAACUGCUGCUUUGUUAUCUGAGCGGUCAGAGAAAAGAAACUGUUCAGUUUACAGGCUUGGAGGCAAAUCUCACCCCUGGAUGAUUCGCAGUUUUGAAGAGCUUCUUCUGAGUCUUCAGAAGAGUAUUUAGAUUUCUGAUCCUGACGAGCACUAGAAGAGAAAAACGCCGUUCUUUGUCCUGGUUAAACAUCGAGAAUCAGACGAGCAGUUUGACAACAACGACCGUUUAAAGUCUUUGCUGAAAUAUUUUUAUUUAGAGGAGAAAAAAUGUGGAACCUUGACAAAACGCACAUGCAGUGACUUCUUUAGAGAUGACGCAGACUUGUUUGGUGAUAUCUAGCAGGCAUAUUUCUAGAUAUCUCACCCCUGUAGUCAGUGUAGAGACGGUGGCUUUCAGGGACAAAAAGCUCCUGUGAUGCACAAUCCUCUUUUAUGAAUCUAAACUCUGUUCCACACAGACCUCCACAGUGCAAACAUGGAUGUUACUAGUUUGUCCAUUCUGAGCUACUGUAGAAACUUCCAGAGCAGGAUGGCAGAGUGACAGUUUAGAGGUCCUCUUGUGAUACUCUUGUAGAAAUGACUGUCUUCAGGGGAAGGACUGACAGAAGCUGGAGUGAUUUCACUCUGACUUUGUGCCAAUUUGUACUUCCUAGCAGUCCCUUUAAACACCAGCACACAUACUGUUUAUAUAUAUAUAUGUUAAUUUAUAUAUAUAUGUAGGUUGGCUUCAUUGAAGACAAUGCUGAGUGUCACUGAGUGCAUCUGGGAAAGGGCUUUGGUGUUCAGCGAAUCUUCCCCUGGAUAGACGUUUAAUACCACUGACUCUGCAGGCAAGGACACGUACGUGCACACUUAUCCCAUCAGGAACAGAAUCAGAUGGGUUCGAGUGUGUGUGUGUGUGUGUGUGUGUGUGUGUGUGUGUGUGUGUGUGUGUGUGUGUGUGUGUGGUCACUGAACCCUCCCUUUACCUUGCUGUCCACAGGACCUUAGGGGGCGGGUCUUUGAGCAGAACUGGAGCAGGCUCCAAAAACAACAUCAAUCAGACAAUGUUCGAAAACCCACCGACACAAACAGAACUGCAGCCUGAGUGCAGCUCAGAGUCAAAAUACAGUAAAAUACCGUAAAUACUGUAAAACAUCACUGUGAAUUAUACUGAUAUGAUGCUCUGGUCCAGUGUUGUCUCAUGACUGCUGUGUGAAGAGGGUCAUCAUGUUAGACACCAAGAAAGAACCCCGGCCUAUUAUACCCCAACCUCCCCCCUCACACACACACACACACACACAAACACACAAACCCAAACACACACAUUGUUUGUAGUUCGUGGAUAAGCGUUAACAGAAUCGCCACGUUCCCCAACUGUUUGUUUGUUGAAUCAUCUCAUGACAGGAAGUCUUCGCCUGAUUUAAAUCUGGAUAAGAGGAAGUGAGAAAGUCCUCCAGGACCAGGAGCAGCUCCACAGAAAGUGUGGACUGGACUUUAAUUUCAUGACAACCAUUCCUGACGAGUGUGAAUCCUUGGAAAGAUCAAAUUCAGACGCUCUUUAACUCAAAGAAAUGAACUCUAAGAAAGUCUUUCAGAGCGCUGACUCUCUUCUCUCAUUGGCAGAGCUUCUGAAAACCUUCAAACAGCCACGCCGCUCGCUCGCUCACUCGCUCUCGCCCCCUCCUCCUCCUUCGACACACAAAGCCUGCAGCUGGUUAAUAAUAGCGCAUGAUUUGUCGAAGCAUGAUGGACAAGCGCUCUGUGCCACAUGUUACUUUCAUGCUCCUGUUUUUAUGACCAUCAUGUCUCCCUGCUUCAGAUGUUUGUGAGAGGAUUUACGUUCAUGCCGUGUGCAGGAAUUAUAAACACCGAGCUGCUUCAUGGGUGAUUGUUUUUGCUGUUGUUAUAAAUCCUGCAGAUUGACUGUGUGAGUCACAGUGAAACUAAAACAGCCACAUGUUUAACACUUUCAAAACACUCGAGUUCACAUGGAGACGAUGUCAGCGAUGUGUGGACAGAUGCUCGUACGUCUUUGUGUUGGAAAGCGUGUUGUUCUGAGCUGAUGCUGUUUACACAUGACAGGAAGGUUGGACAAGAUGAGAACGUUUCUGCUUUUCACUCAGGAGCGAUGAUGACUCUGUUUCAGUCUGGAGUUUGAAUCUUGAAAAUUGAUUAUAGAUUAAAAGGCUUCCUGCUGUGCGUUUCUUGUAUGUGGAGACUCCUGAGUGUCGAGGACAUUUUAGAAACUUUGAUUUGUUGUUCUGUGUUUUGUUUCAGUACCACAGCAACGACAACUGAACCUGAAGGCACCAAAAACUGUCACUUUUGAUUUCCAACCUGCAAAAACUGAUCAUACAGAAGCGAUUACUUGACAUGGAGCAACUUUUAGUCACCAAAAAAAAGGAUUUAGUUUCAAGAAAAGUGGCAUUUCAUGAGUGCUGAGGUCUGGAUGUGUUUGUGAGUUUGUGGGAGCGAAAUUUCCGGGAAACAAUCUGGACAUAAUCUGAGAAAAAUGAAGACAUGUUCUCAGAGGCCAGGGGUAAUAUUAAACUCCAUUAUUCUCAUAAUAACUUAUAAUAACAGAAUAUGUACCAAACACUGGGAAAUGCCUGAAUUUUAACUCAUCAGCUGCAGCCUCACCUGGUGUGUAAACUUUAACUUCGCUGUCUGGGACUCAAAAUAAGAGAAAUGAGUUUAUUCAGCACAUAAAUAAUGUAAAAUGUUAUAAAGUUAAAGUUAAUCUCUGCCGCCUGGGAAACUCAUUGGACCCUCAGGUUUCCGUCACUCUCUUUACAUUGUGCGUUAAAUCUUCUCGGUCUGAAUGGUCGGUUUACCCAACAGCUCAUUUCAACGCCGUACUGGAUUGGCUGAGGCCUCAGGUGGGCCGGGUCAUCGGUGUGGCCUCACUGUGGCUGAUACCACACUCACACACACACACACACACAUACAGGAGCACAGUCGCUGUCAGUGUGUUGAUAAUCCUUGGGGUACGGAUGCCUCGCCCUCAUUGGUUAAUCCCGGUCAGGUGGGAGUGAAUCUGGGUUGUGACUGGUUAAUCCCGGGCAGAGUAGUAUGCAGGAUUUAAGGAGGUGUUAAAUCAAUGUGUUGUCAGCCGUGUGUGUGUGGAGGCAGGAGCAGCCAUCUGCUGCCGUAUAGAUUUAAAGUCACAGCGAACACGGAAAUGAGCAAAUCAGCUGUUUACACGUCGUAUAUUUACACCCAGAUUGUUUGUUGGUGGCUCUGUGUGUGUUUGUGUGUCUUUGUGCUUUUCUCCCACCCUGUGUGUCUAAGAUUAUCCCUGUUUGUUAGGAAAGCAGUCAGUCAGUGACGAUCUGCUAAAGUUAAGCUCCUCCCACUCACCGCCCUGUAAGUUCAACACAAACACUGUUGUGGUGUAGCGGCAGGUUGACCAGAUUUGACCUUAUUAUCAUAGACAUAUCAGCGAUUUCAUGUUAAUUACACUGAACUAAGACACGUUUGAGGUCCUCAUUACAGCCGUCUAACCGUGUGUCAAACAGAGGCUUGAAUUGUGUAGCUAACAGUGUUUACACUCAGAGAAACCAGCUCUCAUUCUGAACUUAUUAUGGGUUUCAUGUUUUCAGGAUAAUUGUGAGUUAUUCAAGUUCACUUGUGAGUUUCCAUUAAUCACAAACAGUUUUUUUGUUCUUGUUAAUGAUGUAAAUCAAUUAUCAGAGCUGCCUUGAUUUAGGAAUUAAAUGAAAAGUGAAGACUGAGAAAGCUAACUCUUCACACAUGACCGUAAAGGAAAAGUUGUUUUGUCCAGAUAUUGAACUGUUGGCAGCUGCUCUUCUGCCUUAUUAUGGUCUAAGGGAGUUCAGUCAUACCAUAGCAACACUUGUGUUAGGGGUGGGAGAAAAAAAUCGAUUCACAUAAGUAUCGCAAAUAAAGUUUUUAAUCGAUUUUUAUGUUCAAAUUUUUUUUUCAAAUUUAAGAAUUAAUCUUAAAAACUGACUUACGUGUGAUGUGUAUUUUUGGGGAAAUAUGGUUCCUGGAAUAGUCAGUAGCCAAUCAUCAUCAUUCACCCUUUUGACUGGUAUUAAAAAUGCAGAUUGAAGAUCAAGAAAAUCGACAAUAUCGUAGAACCGCAAUUUAAAUCGAAUCGGCAUCUAAAAAAUCGUAGAAGAAUCGAAUCGGGAGAAAAGCAUAUCGUCCCAGCCCUAACUUUGUUUACAUCCCACUCAAGGCAACAGCUGAAGUUCCGUGUGAUGUUCUCCUUGAUACUGUCGCUAGGAUACAGACUCAACAUCUUGUUUAACAAAAUACAACAGUGGUGGACGGAGAGAUUCAGAAGAUCUUUCGUACCCACAGUCAUCAGACUUCUUAGUUAUUCUAUUACUGAACUGAAGACUGUCAUGGCCGUUAAAUAUCCUGAUACUAUAAAGAUAUUAAUAGAAAAACUUAAAGAAAACCGCCCACUUCUACCUCAAAUCAACAACAGACUGGUUAUUUGUCAUCAGAGAAGUGUGUGAUACAAAAUUUAACUACCAGUAGAUGAAUCACACAGCAGAUUUAUCCUAAAGAGCCUCAUUUUUAAAAACUUUGUUCAAACUUCAUAUUUCUUGUUUUAUCAGUGAGUUAUUUCUUCAUACUUGUGAUCAAGAGUCCUGAGUCUGCUGGGAACCAUGGUCUGAGCUCUGGUGUGAGGCCUCGUCUUCCUGUUCUUAGUUUAAGUCUGGCCGUCUGCUGCAGGCUGUUUGUGGGGCUGAAUUGGCUUACUGUGGUCUCUCUAAGCCUGCUAACCCCCAUACACCUGCUGUCUGACAGGGGAGGGCUCUCUUUUACCGCCGGGGUUAAAGGUCAGGGAGUGGAUUUACGUCUGAAACCAUUUUUUCUUCUGCACAGAGAAAUAAUGUACUCUUCAAUUCUGCAGUUGAACAGGCCCCCUAUUCUGCACAUGAACACCUCUAAUAAUCGUCCCUUUAUAUUUAAAGGUGGAUAAUCUGCCCACUGUUGUUGUUGUUGUUGUUGUUGUUGUUGUUGUUGUUGUUGUUGUUGUUGUUGUUGUUGUUGGGUUGGUUGUAUUUGUGUUGUAGGGUGUGGUUUAGUUACCUCACCUAAACUCUGUGACUCUGCGGUCUAGUUCCCGUCUCUGAGUGAUCCGCUCACCUCCUUUCUUCAGUUUAGCAUAGAUGCAACAUUACAUAAUAGAAGUCUCACACAGUAUAGACAGUAUUUGUUAAAGGACUCUCCGAGUUAAAGAGGCUUUGGUAAAGAAGUAACAGGUGUCUGCUCUCUGCAGCAGGUAAACUUUAGUCCACUCAAACGUCAGGAUGACUCCUGAUCCAGGAUUUUUUUGGUAGUUUGAUAGACUCAAAUAAAAACUAUUCCUGUAGUUUGAUCCUGUCUCUGUAGUUGUAGUUUGUUUGAUCCUGCUUCUGUAGUUUCAUCCUUUUCCUGUAAUAUUUCCCGCUCCUGUAGUUUUAUCUUGUUCCUGUAGUUUUAUCAUGCUUCUGUACUUUAAUCUUAUUUCUGUAGUGUUAUCUUGUUUGUUCUCUCCUGCUCCUGUCGUUCUUAUCGUCCUCUCAGCGUCUUCAGCAGCAGCAGCUCCUGCAGUCAUGCGAGGCCCAUCCAGGACACAGAUUAUAAAUCGGCCGCACACGCUUUCCUUCCUGGCCAAGGCGAUGACCUUAAGUAACUCUGCUCUAAGUCAUUUAUUCCUUUCACUUCCUGUAAACACAUCACACCCAUAAAUCCCAUUUAAAGGCAUAUUAAUAGACAAGACGGGCUUGAACCUUCAGCUUUCAGUGUCAGAGGAGAAGAGAGACGUUUGAUUUUUAUGAUUCCUCUCUCAUGAACUCUGACGGCUCUUUCUCUCACGUGGAAGAAAAGUUUCUACUUUCACAAGUUUGUGUUAAAGUCCAGACCUGAAUUUACUCUGAUAUAUAAGAGCAAAAAGAAGAAAUGUCCUCUCAGUCUGCAUGUUACCUGUAAACUCUGUCCAGACUUCAGACCUGAUGGAGAAGAUAACAGUGAUGUUGAAGACAGAGUCAUGUGGAGACCUGUCUGUGUUUUUUUUCACCCUGAAACUCUCACAGUUUUACUCGGAGGAGUCAGGUGAUGUUGUGAAGUCGUCUGUCAGCUGAUUCGUAGAGGUUUGGGCCCUCUGUGGUUGUCCUACCUGCGGCAACAGGACAAUCACGCCCCCUGUUGUCUGACAGUGGUAUGAGAUUGUUUAAAUCAGUGGUUCUCAACUGGUCUCACUCAUUCUCUCAUGGUCCUUCAGUCACGACCCACUUUUAUAAAAUUCAAACCAAGAAAAUUUAUAUCUUUAUAAAAAAAAAACCUUUAAAGACUCAAAUCUUUGACAUAAAUACACCUGUUUUAUUAAGUCAAGUGCAUUUCAGAGUACAUGAACUGAGGACAACUACUGAAGUUACAUGUACAGAAAACUGCACAAAAUGGAGACCAACAAAAUGAAAAAAUUGACUUAAAAUUGCACAAAAUAAAGACCAUAAAAAACAUGUAAUUUUCCUGCAUUCAGGUCACAUUAAUAGGAAACCAAUGAGGACCAUGACCUAACACCUGCCUUUCAAUAUUUUUCAAAAUAAAAGACAUGUCAAACAUUAAAUAUUUACUUUUUUGACCAGCUGUUCGGAACCCAUCCAGAACGUAUCCGCGACCCACUUUUGGGUCGGGACCCACCAGUUGAGAACCGCUGGUUUAAAUGACCCAAAAGGAGAACCCUAAUAAUCCAAAUAAAAUCCUUUAUCUGAUCCGGUCAGAAAUGUUGAACAUCGAGCUGAAACUCACUCUGGCAGACAUGUAUCCUGAUCACAUUUACUCUCAUUAAGUUUCAGCCGUUAUUCUGUAAGUUUAGGUAUGGAAGUAAAUCUGUGCCAUCUGAUUUUGAAUUUUAAUCUCUAAACCUGAAUUUCUUUUGCCUAAAUAAUCUAAAUCAGGUCCAACCAGGUGUUCUGUACCUGAUGACAAAGUGUCGUCUUUUAAAAAACAACAAACCAGCGGCUCGUUUUGAUUCAACCACGUCGUCUCAUCAGCUUCUUUGUCCUCUCCUGUUUUUGUUUCCUACCUGACAGGUGAGUCUCUGAGUGAGUGAGUGAGCGAGGAAGCUAGAGAGAGAGAGAGCCGGGAAAAGAGAGAGAGAGCGAGACCGACACCGGGCCAUGGAGCAGCAGAGGCAGAGAGCUCUCUCCACGUCCGGAGAAUCGCUGUACGUCGUCCUGGGAGUGGACAAGAGCGCCACGACAGAGGACAUCAAGAAAUGUUACAGGUACUCAAACUCAGACAUUUUCUGUAGUGACCACUAGAGGGAGUCAGAGGCUCGUCCUAAGAGAACAGCACUGAGUUGAUUUAGUGUUUAUUCUUAUGACAAAACCUCCUAAAUCUCUCUAAGUCGAGUAAAUUUCUGUUUUUGUGGUUCAUAAUCUUUUAAUCCAUGAAAACCAGACGCUCUAUGAGAUGUUUCAUGUCUGAAAAGGUGAAGUUUAGAGGAUUAAAACCUACCGUCAGAGUUGUCAUUUCAGUGCUGUUUGGGUCUCUGUCUUGUGCAGGAAACUGGCGUUAAAGUUUCACCCAGAUAAGAACCCCGACAACCCUGACGCAGCGGAAAAGUUCAAAGAAAUCAACAACGCUCACUCCAUCCUGUGCGACGCCACCAAGAAAAACAUCUACGACAAAUACGGCUCGCUGGGGCUCUACGUCGCCGAGCAGUUCGGAGAGGAGAACGUCAACACCUACUUUGUUCUGUCCAGCUGGUGGGCCAAGGUAGGGCUGAACAUCUGAUUCCUAACCCUCAGUGUUACUCCAGAGUGUCUUCUUCUGCUCCAGGUUUUCAAACCCUGAAGUGUGUUUUUGUUCCUCUCUCUCUGUUCUCCUCAGGCCUUGUUCGUCUUCUGCUGCCUGGCCACAGGAUGUUAUUUCUGCUGCUGUAUGUGCUGCUGCUGUAACUGUUGCUGCGGUAAAUGUAAACCCCGGCCGCCCAUGGACCAGGAGCCCGAGUUCUACGUGUCUCCUGAGGACCUGGAGGCCCAGAUGACCGCUGACGAGAGAGGUGGGGAACCAAGAGAGAACAGAGCGUUUAACCCCUCGGUUCCUGUUCAUUUUUAAGCUCAUCCAGCCGACUUUGACCCCAAAACAGACAUGCAGACAAGUGUUAAUGAAAUAAUCAUUUUUAAACAUUUUUUAAAACUUUUUUGACUCAAAUCUCUUAGAAGACCUCAUCCCUGAUCAUUAAAAAAAUCAUAAAUGCAAAAUUCCAUGUUAUAUCCUUAUUAUGCCAGUUAUUGUGCAACAUGUCACUGUUGUUUUUAAUGGUAAAAAUCACAUAAUCGCCAUAUUUCCUGUACAAAAUGACCUGCGCGGCACUGAAGGGGUUAAAAUGAUGUGCAGCUCAGGCUGUUGUCUCACUGUGGGAAAGUCAAGUUUAGAGCCCUGCUGGUCGACUGACUGUAAAAAUAAAGGUUGUAAUAUGUUGUUAUAGAGCCGUAAACACACGCCCAAAAAAACAGUUUUUAAUGGAAGUCUAUUGGCCGAUUUGAGGACAAAGGAGGGUGGGUGGAGCUAAAAUGUGGCGACAGAGAGCUACAGGUGACACAGAGGAGGAGCCGAGGGUUAAAACAACGUCUGUUUUUGAUCAUUUUGACGUCAAACGGCUGCUUUGCGUCCGUUCUGAUGAGUCUGCGUGUUCUUACUUCCUCAGAUGGCGGGGAGCCCAUCGUGAUGCAGCCGUCCUCCGCCACAGAAACCACUCAGCUCACCUCCGAUGCCCACCAUAGCUACAGGACCGACACAUACUAGACACACACACACACACAAACAGUUAACCAAACAAACACACAACCGGCUGUAACAUGAUCACAGGACUGAUCCUGCACACACACACAGACACACACACACACUCCUCACACUCUCCCGGUCAGCUUUAUUUCCCUCCAUCUACAGCAGAGAAUUAAAAACACUGACCGACCCGCUGACACUAUAAACCAACUCCAGUUUCUUUUUCUGGGUUUUUAAUUUACUGUGAAGGAAGGAGGAAGGAAGGGAAGGAAAAAGGAGGAAAAAGAAGAAUUUAUAAUGACGAGAACAUAACUGAGAUAGUUUUACUUUAUACCCUGAAUAACGAUUCACGUUCGCAAUAACAGAUCAGACGAAACGAUCUUGACCAGAGAGAUGCAGAGAAACAAAGGAAGUGCCAAACUCUCUUAUGAAGGAAAUAAACAUGAAAAACAGUAAAAAAUCACAACAAACACUAAACCUCUGCAUGAUAACGAGUCACUACACAGGAAACCUGAUCAGCGUUUUUACUUUUGGAACUCUAGUCCGGACUUUGAGUAUAAAAUCUUUGUCCAUCAGGAUAGUUACCGUAUCAGAUUAUCAUCAUCGCUGACACGACAGAAGAAAUCUAAGAAGAAAGAGUUAUAGACGUUUAAAAUCCCAGAUUUCCUCUCAGGAGGCGUUUAUUUUCACACAGACAAGAUUAAGUGAUAGAUUUCUAGGACUGGUGGGUCCCUGAGUCCACUGGAUCAGGCUCUAAUCUGACACGCAAAGUCUUUUAACACUCAGAAGAAAGUGGACUGUUGUUAACUCAGACAGAGUCUUCAUCCGUCUCUCUGUUCUCUAAGAAGUCAAAGUCCAGUUUCUUCCCGUGAUGUCUCUGUUUCCACUGAUUCUGUGUUGGAAGGUUUUUGAUCCCGUACAAACGUCAAAAAGAUUUAACGAUGUUUUUAAACCGCCGAAAAAAAGGCAGAGCUGUGACGGUCGAGAGACAUAAGAUCAAGAAUAACUCAUUUGUCAUGCUCUAAAAGUUGUCUACUAUUUACAGAAACAUUAAACAGUCUGAAAGCUGUUGUACAAAAGAUCUUUCUGUCCUGCAGCGAAGAAAGAGAGAAAAUGGAGGAGGAUGUUUUCGUGUCUCCGCUCUCGUCUCAGUCACACCUGCAGCUCUCACAAACUUAAAACAGCAAAAGAAGAAGAAAAAAACAACGACUUUGUCCUUUUAGUGUCCCGUAAAUAUUCAGAAGUGUGUGUCAGCUGUCGAGGAACGAGGUGUCUGUAAAGAAUAUCUGAACCCGGACAUUCAUUCAGCCUCUGAGGGUGGAGGCUGAGGAGAAGAGGUGUGAAUAAUUGGAUGAAAAUCAUAAUUAACCCGUGGACACUUUGGAUAAUCAGAAACCAGUUUAAAGUCGUAAAGAUGAUCUGGUUUCGUCUCUGAGUCAUUUCGACCUGCAGGGACAGGCUUGUUAAGGCUGACAGGAAGUAGGUCAGGGAUCACGUCUAUACAUCCAGAGAGGAGGUGAUAGGACUCGGCGGCGGGCGGGGGUGUUUAUUUGUCCUCAAUAUCCUCGUAUACAUCACCAAGGGAACCCCUGAAGCAUGUAGAGGGCAGCUCACACUUCAACAGGUGCCGCUCUGGCAUCGGUUCCCCUGCUCCUCCUCCUCCUCCUCCUCCUCCUCCUCUUCUUCUUUCGGCUCUCUGUAUCUGAUUAGAUUUCCUCCUUUUUCCUCUUUUUCUUCUCGUCUUCUUUUUCCACUUUAUCCUCCGUUCAUGAAGGAUGGAGCUCCUGAGUGUGUGCUGUAGGAGCCUCCGCACAGUCCAGUGUUAAUCUCAGACACACAACAGGCUCCUUGUUUCCACACAUUAGUGACCUCCUCCUGACAUACUCACACUGAUCUGAUCGAGCCCCUUUUUUCUUUCUUUCUAGUUUUCAUUUUGUUUUGUGAGAAAGUUCAAAUCUUGUACAUGUUGUGUAAUAUGAAUGUUUAGAUUUCGCUUCCCUGUAUUUCUUCAUCUUUUCUUCUCUAGGAUUGCUAUUUUCUCUUUUUCUUUUCACUUAUUUAUGUUGUUAACAAAUGGAAGAUAUUAUCAUCCAAAGUCUUAUUUGUCUGUGUGGCAGCGGUUUUGUAGAUUUUACGAUCCUCGUAGCAACAGAAGAGCAGUUUACAACAAUCGGACGGAUUAGUUAGGGUGUCAUUUUUUCAGAAAACCGUUUUUUUAUCCCUAGAUUUUCUCGAUUUGUCGCACUCAGCUCUGGUAUUUUAGAAAACGCAGAAUCUUUGUGGUUGUUUGUGUCAGUUAUUUAAUUUUAUACCAAAAAAAACUCAAACAUGGAUCCAACAGAACUUAUUUAUUAAUAAUCAUCUCUGAUUCCUUAAUCAAACACCCUGUUUAGUUAAUGUUUCAACAUAUCUCAGAGAAAUAUCAAAAUUCAUAAUUACACAUUUUGAAGGAUGUUUUGGGUAGAUAAAAAGUCCAAAUUUGUUGGGUUUGAAACUUUUUAAAGACAUAAAACAUGUCAGACUGAGAAAAGUCGGAAUAAAUCUGAGAUUAACGAACACGACGAACAAUUUCGGAUUUUCUGUUUUUAGUUUUUUCCCAGUUUCUUCAUUUUAAAAGAUUUUUCUGCUCUUCUGAUAAUAUUUCUGCUUCAUGUCACGUUUAUCUCUGAAUUUCAGCCUAAAAUCCUUUUUUAUAUUUCUGCUAUUGACCGAACACUCAACCCUGUCAGCGAGUUUGUAACCGUGGAGUCAGAAACCUCUGAAACAAUGACAUUAAUAACCAGAACUGAUGUAAGUGUGAAUAUAGCCAUCAGACAGUGAUGAUACUGAAGCAUUAUUUUAUUUAUUUUAAUUUUCUUAUGAUUUUAAUAACUGAUUAACGACUAGCCCGUACGUCGAGGGGAUGUAUAGAGUUUUAGAUGUGAACCAUUUUGGCGGCAAAGCGUCAAGAUGGCCGACCUGCUGUAUAUACACGCAGUGACACCAAACAUAGAGAUGUAGAGAUUUUCUGUGUUUAGCAUGGACUGAUGAUGUCUGCGUCCGUCAGGCACACUUGUGGAUAAAUCAAGUAUCUGAUGUACUGUUGUAAAAUAAAUGUUUCUGAUGCUUCGGAGCCUCACGUC